Cladocopium goreaui is the source of this 6288-nucleotide messenger RNA. The record is from the annotation of a GenBank genome assembly. Lineage: Eukaryota; Dinophyceae; Suessiales; Symbiodiniaceae.
UCCAACUGCCAAGAGCCAUGGCAGACGGCGGCUUGGAUUCCCGCACAGCUCUGGUGAUACUGCCACCAGCUGAGUUUACCACGGAGGUGCAAGUCCUUCGGCAACGGCACGACCGCGCCUUUGCGCGGUGGCCGCCGCACCUGCGAAUCUGUUGGCCCUUUGUACCUGUCAGGACAGCUCUGGCCCGCUUUGGCCAGACCAGGUUGACCAUUCCGGCCUUUGACCUGGAACUGGCGUCCGUUGGGCUGUUGAAUAGCGAAGCUCAUGGAGACCGGGAUAGAGUGUACGUGGCCCUGCAGCCCAGCACUGCGAGUGUUCAGAGCUUGGAUCUGCUACGCAGGGAAGUGCUGCGGAUCUUUCCAGAGUGCGAGGCUGGCGACGCUGGUGACGCGUUUCACCUCACCCUUGGGCAGCUGCCGCUGGGGGAGGCUGAAAGGUUGGUGAACUCUGCGGAAUCGAGUCUCGAGCUGCCUCUGAAGUGGCGCUGCGAGAGCGUCACACUGAUGGCUUGUCACAGCUCUGCGGAGCCUUUGAAGCCCAUGCAUGAAAUUCAGCUGGCAGAGACAAGCAGGCCCUUUGAACCUCCACCUCGCUUGGCUGGUUCUCGGCUCCCAUCCUUGGCAUGGCGCAGCGUGCUGAAGGCGCUGCCCCUGAGGGAUGCCAGCAGAAUGGCGCGUGCCCUUGAGCACCAGGAUGUGGGCCGAGCAGACUGGUGGUCCGAGCUUACCGAGGAUUUCUUCGGCGAGGGGUGCAACCAGAUCAACCAGGGGCUCAGCACCUUUUGCUCGCUGGUGGGAGCCGCAGGCUUUGCCUCCAAUCUCUCCUGGGCGGCGGUGCCGAACUCCGCUGGCGAGGUCGAGGUCUGCAAAGGAGUCCAGGAUUUCGAGGAUCCUCCGGCGGCGCGUGAGGUCGUCCCGCUACUCAGUGGCUCUGCGCGAUGUGCGCGCCACACCUCUUCGCGCGUGGCGGUUUUGGGGGCGCUCGGCAAGGAAAGUAGUUUAGCUUUGUGGAAUCUCAACAGCCACGAGAAGCCACGCUUCAACAAACUCAAGGGCCACGUGGCCAGUUUCGACCUUUGGGAAGAACUGCUGCUGGUGCUGGGCAAAGGAGGCAGCCUGAGCCUUCAUGACCUCACCGAUCCUCGAAGCCAGGCCACUUCACUGGGCAAAAAGGAUGAUGGACAUGCUCUGGCAGUGCAUUGGAUGCAUGGCCGUGCGGUGGUGGCCUACCCAAAGAAGGUGGCCCUGAUUAACGUGGAGUCGGGUGCUGCAGAGUCUCUGCCAUCACUGUGCGACCCUGUGCUUUGCCCUUUGGACGAGCAGCUCUUGGCCGUGGCCACUGGAACGUCAUGGCUGUUGUGGGACGUCAGGAGGCCGUCCAACGUUGCGCCUGUGCCCAGCGGCUUCCGCUGCCAGGCCCUGGCGCGCCUUGAUGACACGUCGGUGCUGGCGGCCGGCGACGGGGCGCUGUGGUGGAUGGACCUGCGGAUGGAGCGCUGGAGCCGCUGGGUCCAACUUCCAAAACGGGCUGACCGCGAUGUAAGUGUGAAGUGUUUGCUGCCCGGGCACUCCUGCGUGUCAGCUCAGUUUGAGGAUCAGACUCUGGCAACGUGGCACCGUGGCAGCGGCAUUCGCAUGGGCUGGUGGCCAUCCUCCAGAUGUCUCUCUUUACCAUCGGGAGAAGCAGCAUGGGACGGGAUCGCAGCUGCUGACACUCAACUUUAUCUUGCUGGUGUGUCCCGCAAUGGAGGAUCAAGCAGCCGUGCCGAAGGCAAGAAAGUUGAUGGGAAGAAAGUCCCAAAGCCGGACGCGAAAAAAGAGGUGAAGGGCCACGCCAAGAAGGUGGACGCAACUUCUGCGAAAGGAGCGAGUCAAAAGUCUCAAAAGCUUCGCGCAAGUGAAGAUGUGUACCAUCGGAUCCUUCACGAUUCUGCACGCUUUGAUCCCAAAGAUAUCGCCAUUGGCUACGAAGAUCGAUUCCUUGGGCCCAUGGAGCUGCAGCUGGUGGACUUCAAACCAGGUGGAGAUCUCCCCUUCCACCGCAUCUACUACUUCCGCCGCGGAGCUGAAGUGCUGUGGGAUCGCAAGCAUCGGCUGGACCGAAUUUUCAAUGAGAUGGGCACGGCGUCGGUGGCUGCCGAGACUGUGGAGGCCAUCCGGCGCGCCCAGCGCACGGCGGAGAAGAUCGAGCAGGGGCUGAUCAAGGUACGGGGAAGAGGCGGUGGCCGCAAGGCUGCUCCUCCGCCAGUAGAGGUGGCCGGGAUGCGGUAUGUGGCUGAGAAGGAUUGCUGGAUGCCCUGCCCUGCCAUGCAGUCUGUGAGACUUGAAGAAUUGAAGGUUCUCACUCUGAAUGUUCUCUUUGAGCUCUACGGUGACGUGGAGACGCACUUGCAGGUCCGCAUGGCCCACAUCUUCGCAGAACUGCAGAAGUCGGAAGCGGACGUCAUCUUGCUUCAGGAGGUAACGCCGUCCUUCGCAGAGAUGCUAUUGCAGCAAUUGUGGGUUCGAGAUCACUACUGGUCCAGUUGCGGUGAGCAGACUGACUCCGUGGACCCCUCGGGCCAGCUGACUCUCUCCAAAUGGCCUGUACGAUCCGUAUUGUGUGCCCGUCUCAGCCAGCACAAGACUGUCGUCUUGACCACCAUUUUGGCCUCCCUGGGCCGUGCCCGUGCCGUGCUGGUCGCCAAUCUGCACCUCGCUGCUGAUUUGCUGGAUGCCUCUGGGCCCAGCAGUCGUCAGGAGCACCGGGCGGAGCAGCUGAAGACCUGCGAAGAGGUGCUACAUGACAGGCUCCGGCCUGGUGAUCUGGGACUGAUUGCUGGGGACUUCAACGAUGCGGCUCCGGUGCUUUCGGGUGAAUUCUUGGAUGCCUGGGUGGAGGCGAACCCUCAGGAGGAAGGAUACACCUUUGAUCCAACGGUGAACCGCGUGGCGCAGCAGGUCGUUGCCGCCGUCAACGGCCGCACCGAGCCGCGCCGCAUCGACCGGAUCUACGUGGCCGCCGGGGCCGGGGCCGAGGGCGGCUGGCUGAUGGACGCGCGGCUGGUGGGCACCGAAGCCUUCUAUGAGGCAUCAAUCGAGUCCGGAAAGCAGCCCUGGUAUUUGUCAGAUCACUUUGGCGUCCUCUGCAAGAUAAGAGCUGCCGUUGCCGCAGGCGCUGAGGAGAGAGUGCUGCUCCACAAGCCCGCAGAUGUCUUGCAGCCGGAGGCAGUGCUGGAAGCCUUGUCCUUGGGCUCAGAAGUCGAGCUGGUUUUACUGGGCUCUGCGGCGCUGGGGAUUGCAGAUGCGGGCAGCGACGUGGAUCUGCUGGCCUGUUCUGCCAGCCUCUCCCAGCCGCGUUUCUUCGCACGCGCCGCCGAAGCCUUGGCUGCGGUGGGGGCAGACGUGGAGUGCGCCAGCGAUGCCACGGUGCCGUUGAUCCGGUUCCAGGCGAAGGAUGGCCGACAAGUGGAGGUGCAGUUCAUGGAGCUCUCCGCCGAACAUAUCCUGCAGCUGCGCGACAGUCACACGGCCGUGGACGCUGAGAGCCACGCCUUCGAGGCUUUGGAGGCGCAGCUGUUUGUGCCCAAGGAGUCCAUGCAGGUCAGCCUGGCUGCGGCACUGGACGUCUGGGCCCUGAGUCGGCAGCUGGGAGGCCGCUUUGAGCUCUUUCGGCAGCUGGCGGUGGCGGUGAAACGUUGGGCCAGGAAGCGGCAGCUCCUUGGGACUGCUUUCGGCUUUCCUGGUGGCUUUGCAUGGGCACUGAUGGCAUCCAGGGAGGUUUUGCUCAGCCCAGAUGACGAUGUGCAGAAGAUCCAGGCCACGUUCUUCCAGAACGCUGCCAAGAAACUGUCGGAUGAAGCCCAAAAGCUCUGGUGUCCCGCGGGGCCGCAGGACCGCAACGCCUUGCGCAGCAUGACCCGCGGCACUGCGCAGAUUCUGCGGGCGCAAUUGGAGGUCCCCUUGGGCGGCACGGGGCCCUUGGAAGCGCCCAGGUUUUUGGUGGUGGAAAUGGCUGCUGCUGCCGAGACGAAAGCGAGGCUGCAGCGAAAAGCCAUUCCGAUCCUCCUGGAGGUGGAGCGCUGCGCGCAGGGAACGGCCUGGCCCCUAACAGAUGUACAUUGCUCACGCAGAGGCAUGCCGUGUUUAGUGAUGGGUCUAGAGAGUUGGACUCCAACAGCAGGAGAGCAGCGUGCCAUGGCAAAGUCCAUGAAGACUUCCACAGGCCUUGACGUGGAGGUGAGACUCGUUUCGGCGGACCACUUGAGAGCUGAAAUCCCAUCUGAUCAUCGAUUUUACGGGGGAUGGGCUUCCAAUACCGGCAUCGCCGGGCUCCGCAGCCGUGGUUUUUCGAGAGCUGCGGGGUUCGCGGGACGCAUCAAGACGAUGGCGCCGUUUUUACCAGGCUUUGUUCCUCACGAGCUGCGACAAAAUCAUCCAAAGACGCAGACCCUGGCUUAUGGACCAGGAGGAUCGAUUGACAAGCCUCUGGCCGCCACGGGGAAGCUCAUCUUGCCAAAGUUGGACCUAUCCGUCCUACAGCACCUGAAUGACCCGUUCCACCGCUAUGACCUCACCCACCGCUCCCUGACACACGACGAAAAGAAGGACAUGAAGGACUCCGCACGGAACACCUACCGCCCUGAACUGCAGCCUGCCUGGUUGAAACACGAUCGUCAAGUUCUGCGGUUCUAUGCGUACUUCCAGGAAGCGGUCCAUGAGAAUCCUAAGGAGAGCUUCAGGAUUCGGGGAUGCCACGUCCUGUUCUACUUGGAAGAUGGCACGAUGAUGGUGUCCGAGCCCAAGAUCGAGAAUUCGGGCAUCAAGCAGGGCACUUUCGUGAAACGGCACCGGGUGCCGCGGCCCAGCAGCUUAGGAGGAGGUGUCUACGGCUAUGAAGAUUUGCGAGUUGGACGAUCCAUUAGCAUCUAUUCCAGAGUCUUCCGUCUCAUUGGCGCAGAUGAGUAUACGCGCAAGUUCUACCAGGGCGCGCAUGGCGAGACCAUGCUGGAAGACCAGGAGCUGCCACUGGACAGCUUCCGCGCCUCGGAGCUGCCGGACCCAGAGGAGCUGGUCUCGGCGCGGCGGGCCAAGCUGCAGGAGGCGAAGGAAUACAAUGAGAUCGCUGUUGGAGGCUGCUGUCGGAAUGAGAAGCUGCAACAAUACCUGGAGAACGACCGCAGGGUUCUGCGCUUCCAGACCUUCUGGGAUGAAAAUGGGAAGUAUGGCUCCAGAAAGUACUACACUUUGCACUACUAUUUAGCUGAUGACACGGUUGAAAUGCUGGAAAAUCUGCCCAGGAACUCAGGCUGUGCGCCCUACCCCACCUUCUGGCGUCGUUCGCCGCUCCGGAAGAACCCCUACAUCUCAGCCACUCCGGGGAUGCUGGAACCCCCAGCCAUGAUCUACAAACCGGAGGACCUGAUCUGCGGACAGACCAUUGACGUCAUGGGGCGCCAGAUCGUCUUGUACGACUGCGAUGAGUUCACCCGCAAUUUCUACAGGUCCUUCCUGGACCUGGAGCAGGUCGGAACGAAGAUUCAUCAUCCACCUCUGACACAUGUCAAGUUGCGAUUUCCUCCUUAUAACGGAUUUGGUUCGGAGGAAGAUUCGUUGUCCAGCUGUCGGGGGCUCAUGCCAAAGCCCCCGCGCCGCGAUGAGCAGAAGCUCCUGGUGGAUGCCGACAAGGUUCUACGCUUUGAGGGCGUCCUUGCCGAUGAUGUCGAAGAGAAUGAGAACCGGAAAUUUGUCAUCGCCGUCUCGCUCGGGGAUGACAGCGUGGGAGUUUGGGAACUGAAGCAGCGCAACUCGGGGCACUCCGAGGGCAAGUUCGCCAGCCGCUCGCGGAAGAAGAACCCGGCCACGGGGACGUGGUUCAAGGCGGUGGAUUUCUAUAUCGGCGCCUUGCUGAGCAUCAAUGCUAGCCCGUUUCGCUUGACUGGAGCGGAUGAAAAGGCGUUGAGCUACAUGGAAGAGCACCCGGAGCAAUUUGCAGUGGCAGAUGUGCAAGUGAUUCUUCAGAAGAUUCAGCCUUUGGCCAGCUGGCUGCAGAAGCAGGAAGGAAUGGUCAGCGGUGCCCAGCUCGCAGCAGCUGCCGAGGGGCAUGGGGCGCCGUUGCACGCCCACGAGAUCCUCACCUUGUCGCGGAGCUUCGGUCAUUAUGUCUACUCCCUGAGCGACACAGCGGUGGAUGCCGGAAAGCUCCUUGAAGCUUUGGGCUGAGCAGCCUCUGAGCAGUUGGCAUCAUGUAUCACCCAGGUCUGAUUUGGGAGAAGAGCAUUUGAGGUUUGGCAUGGGGGCAAUCCCUUCC